AGUGCCUAGCACGUACCCAGGCCUCCGCGAACGUCUCCCUUAUAAGAGUGUCCCGCGCGCCUCGCCGUCGGUUUCCAAGGAAACCCCGGAGCCGCCUAGUAAGACGGCGCGCGCCGUGUGGGUGUCCCGCGCGCCCUCUCCCCGCCAUGGCCGCCGCGAGUCCCAGCGUCUUCCUGCUCAUGGUCACCGGGCAGGUCGAGAGCGCCCAGUUUCCUGAGUACGAUGAUCUCUACUGCAAGUACUGCUUUGUGUAUGGCCAGGACUGGGCUCCCACGGCGGGUUUGGAGGAAGGCAUCUCCCAGAUCACCUCCAAGAGCCAAGAUGUGCAGCAGGCCCUGGUGUGGAACUUCCCCAUCGACAUCACUUUCAAGAGCACCAACCCUUAUGGCUGGCCCCAGAUCGUGCUCAGCGUGUAUGGACCAGACAUGUUCGGGAACGACGUGGUCCGAGGCUACGGGGCGGUGCACGUGCCUUUCUCGCCCGGGCGGCACAAAAGGACCAUCCCCAUGUUUGUCCCAGAAUCUACAUCUAAACUGCAGAAGUUCACCAGCUGGUUCAUGGGACGGCGGCCUGAGUACACAGACCCCAAGGUGGUGGCCCAGGGUGAAGGCCGGGAAGUGACCCGCGUCCGCUCCCAGGGCUUCGUCACCCUCCUCUUCAAUGUAGUGACAAAGGAUAUGAGGAAGCUGGGCUAUGACUGCGGGGUGCUGGACACGCACGGUGUCUUGGGGGCCAGCCCCCCUGAGGACCUUCCCCGGUGAAGCCUGCACAUGCGCAGCCUCUGCCAGGCGGGAGUUGGGAGGAGCGCGGGCGGGACACCCACUUUAUCCAAUAAAGUGUCACCUUUUCACAAAGUCCAGCCCCUCGGUCUCCCUGGGCUAUGUCCCGCAGCUCCCUUGGCAUCCCCCAGGGGAAGGGGAAGGUGCCCACAGCACAAGGCCUUGGCGCUCAGUCCUAGCUCUGGAUUUCCAGCCCUAAAACCCAGAACUGGGCUCAGUAGCCACAAGAGAGAGUUGGGGGUUCUGAAGGCUGGCGCAUGGUGCCUGGCAGUUGUGCAGCAGAAGCCGGCUCACCCCCGCAUUUGGCUCCUGGAGGCGCUGAGCUGCUUCCUGGAACUUGAUGCAGGAGCCGAGCCCCCUCCACCAGGCCUCCCGUCUCCCUACAGAGCCCAGCAGGGACAGUGCAGGUGGGAGGUCUCAGCGCAGCCCACCAGCAGUGGAGCAAACUGAACAGGAGCCAGGAAGCAGGUCCACCCUAAGGCCACACAGCCUGUACCCACUGGGCCCGGCCCCGCUCCCAAGCACUCUGCCCCAACUCCCCGGUCAUGCUGGCAUCUCAGAACGCCCCCGUGACCGAGCAGGAGCCCCUCACCUUAGGCCAACCUGCAGCCACACAGCCAAUGUCUUCUCCCACACCCCAUGCGGAUGUGCAUGCCCUUCCCCCAGACUCCCCAGGUCAUCUUCCUGUGCAGCCUUUCUUGGCAGCAUCACCGCCCAAUUCCUCCAAACAGCCUUUUUCUCAGCCUCCCCACUGCAAUGGACAACAGCCGCCAUUCCCAUGGCCAGAGACAGUCCCAGUGACAACCUCCGGGCCCUCGAGUCACAGACCAGCCUGCCUGUGCCCGUGUCGGUCCCUCCUGUCCUGGCGCUAGUCUGACCCCGCUAAGUUUGCCGUCCUGGACACACACUUGCUCUUCACACACCCUCACCUGUCACCCCGUGCUUAUUCUCACCUGUCCGCACUCCCGAGCUCACUGACCUGGGCCUGCUUCUGCUCGCACCGAGCACAGCUGGUCAAAGCCACCAGCCCACGAACACUUGAUUUCUGUUGGUUCACUCUUGGCAUUCUUGGGAAACGCUUUCACAGAGUUUCCCCGAAGGCCUCCAGUGCCCUGUCCCUCUGCCGAACCACGAUCAUGCCCUGCCAGGGGCCCCACCGGAGCAACCCCUUGUGUGGAGAUACUGGCUCUCAGGCUUCCCACAUGGGCAGCCCACAGCCGGCCUUCCUUUCUCAGGGUGUGUCCUAUCGCACCACCCCCAAAACCCCGGCCCCGAACACCUGCCUCUUGCUCGAAGGCUGCCCUGGAGAGCCCAAGCCGUCAGCCCCUCCCUCCCUCCCUCCACUCACAUCCGGCCUCCUGGCCCAGCCCUGAACACCAGAACCUCCGAGCAGCUCUGCUUGUUGUGUUUGCUUUCCUAUUUCCUUUUCUUCGGUGGAGUAACUUGUCUAAUUUAGGGAAUAAGAGGGGAAUCCCAGAGUGAAGGGCUGGGUGCAGGCAGCUCUAGGAGAGAGCACCCAUUUUACUCAUUGAAACAAUCACAUGGAAGUUGAAACGGUUUUAUGGCUAACAACUUUACACUGCGGUAGCUGCAGGGACCCCCGCCCCUGCCCUGCCUGUGUGCUGUGCGCAGUGGCCUCGCGCCAACCGGAGCAACCGUGCAGGGACAACCACUAACAGCCAAGUCCUGGAGGCUGCUGUUGAGACCAGCGUGUGCCCAGCCUGUGUUCCCAUCACCACCACACAGUGCUCCCCCCAGCCGCACCCCAAAGUCCAGAUGGUACAGCGGCAUGUCUGGGAGCUGGGGGGUGGGCAGCGAUGUUGAGUGUCCCAUGACAGGACAGACGGGCCCCCCGGCUACGCAUCCCCAUCCCACAGUCAAGCUGUGGCUCCCCAUGUGUCCUUUCCUAGAGAGCUAUGAAGACAUUCCCAGCCCAGGAGUGGGUGGUUCCUGUGCUAGCUCUGGCUACAUUAGGCGGGGAUGAAAGCCCGCGCUCCAGAGGCUCAGCUCACGCUUUGCCUGCAGCAGACUGGGGGCCAACCCCAGUACCACUUGGUCCCCUAGGCACUGCUGGGGACCUGAGUACUGCCAGAUGUGACACUCCCUUUCCAGGGUAGAAGUGUGUGUCAAACAGUUGCUCGGUACUGAGCUACAACCCAUUUAAAA
Sorex araneus (European shrew) is the source of this 2945-nucleotide messenger RNA. RefSeq names its product B9 domain containing 1 (gene B9D1). The record is from RefSeq and is a predicted model, not a curated record. Lineage: Eukaryota; Metazoa; Chordata; Mammalia; Eulipotyphla; Soricidae. The transcript has 7 exons. Bases 147 to 761 code for a protein of 204 amino acids. Gene Ontology annotation, cellular component: MKS complex. Gene Ontology annotation, biological process: cilium assembly.